This is a messenger RNA of Laccaria bicolor S238N-H82, 1281 nucleotides long. RefSeq lists its product as uncharacterized. Lineage: Eukaryota; Fungi; Basidiomycota; Agaricomycetes; Agaricales; Hydnangiaceae. Bases 1 to 1281 code for a protein of 426 amino acids. The record is from RefSeq and is a predicted model, not a curated record. The transcript is spliced from 3 exons.
AUGUUCGGAUUCUGGCUCAGCCGCCUCACUUUACCCUUGCUGGCGUCGUGGUCACCCAAGCCCUUGUCCGACGCAGAGGAAUACCCAAGCCUCUGUCUGCACUCCAAGACUUUGGAGCGCCUUGCCGAGUGCCUCGAAGAGUUUAUCGUUCCCCGCGGCUUCUACGACCGGGUAUCAUACAACGCAGCCCAACCAGACACGUCACAACGCGCCGCUUGGUCAAACAUCAUCUCUUCCCUCCUCCAUGUUGACGGAAAUUGCUCUUCAAUUCAGGUUCCAGCCUCAUUGAAAGGGUUAUAUGACGUUGUUACAUUUACCGAAAACACUGGGGCAAGUUUUUGCGUCUUCUUCGAGCUCACCGCCGAUUGCCAUGCGUACAGGAAAGGAUGGGGAGCAAUGAUCGUGCCCGCGCGACGGGAGGCAGUAUCACGGGAUGUCCAUAUCUCAGCUCCACAUCCCGGAUUUGAUGUUGGAACACCUGCACAGGCGGCGUACAUUUUCAAGGCGACUGGUUCAAAGAGUUUUCUUAUGGCGGGGCGGACUCGCACGGCGUUUUUAAACCCAUCUCCUUGUAUCUCUACAGCCUCCCUGUCUGGGUAUUAUGAAACUGACCCCGCCCACAACAAUGUGCCGUUCAUCCAAGAUUUCAGUUAUUAUCUGCUAAUUGUCUUACAGGGGGAACCGUUUUUCGACGCGAGUUUGGCGAUAUAUGACUGGCAACAACGCAGGGGGUGCCCUUCUUCAACACCAAAUAUUUCUGUCAGCGGGACUCGCAACCUCAAACUCACAUUUUCCCAAGGCCGCUCCUCGACGUCAAAAGCAUGGUACAUCGAUUCCAACGACAGGCCCGUGAAAAGGCUCAGAGGACAUCUCCAACUCGCAUUUCCACUUUGGAACGUCUCCCUUCCGCCGGACAGCUCUUGCGCUCUCACCGCCACUCGGAACGUUGUCGGUAGAUACAUCAACGGCGUCGACGAACACAGCGUCUGUCACACUGACGCUGAUCCAUCAGAUGUAUCAGGUGAAUUCAUCCACGUCGAGCAAGAUGAUACAUCUCGAGGGGCAAAGUCGUAUAAGUUGUGGGCAGCAGCUGUGAGGAGGACGUUUGGGACGAUUUGUGCGGAAGGGAUGUCGGUGGAUCCUGAUACGGGACUUUGUGCGUAUUCAAGGCCACGAGGGCCUGCUGGUGAUCCCAUCUUCGACAAUGUUAUGUUCCCCGGUUUGAGUCGGGGUAUUCGUGCGCAAUGGCUUCUGUGGAUUCCCCUGUUGAAUCCUCUAUGA